AUGCCCGUAAAGCUCCCGCCAUCGUGCUGUGCAGCAGGCACACCGUCGGCGCCGCCGCCCCCCGUCCGAGUUGCUCCUCCUCCUCACCACACAGACGACAACGAAGCUACGCCGGGGACCGGCCCGCUAGGACCCAGAUGGGGCCCGCAGGGCCCAGAUCUGGGCCGGGGGCGCGCCGCCGGCCAACCUGCGCCACCACGCCGUCUCGCCGCCAAGGGGCCGCACCACCCCCUCGCGUGCCGGCGGGACGCCGGGCCGUCGUCGAGCCGAGGAGCACCGCCGCUGCCCCCAUGCCCCGGGCAGGGAGCCACGCGCGUGGGGACAGGCAGGCCCCGCCGCCACCAACACCACCCGGCCAAGCCCGGGGGUGGCCGUGGUGCGGACCAAUCCGCGGAGGACACCCGGAUGGCUCAAGAGGCAGCAGCAUGCAUCGCAGGUCCGUCGUGCGGUUCUCGUCUCCGCUUGCGUCCUGGUGCCGGCAGCAGUGGUCUCUUGUCGAGUGUACAUGAGGCGCUGCUAGUCUGGUCGGCUGAUCAAGGGUGGAUCGAUCGGGAUGUGAACUGA
Messenger RNA from Aegilops tauschii subsp. strangulata, 564 nucleotides. Lineage: Eukaryota; Viridiplantae; Streptophyta; Magnoliopsida; Poales; Poaceae. The record is from RefSeq and is a predicted model, not a curated record.